Sciurus carolinensis (gray squirrel) is the source of this 1988-nucleotide messenger RNA. RefSeq names its product mixed lineage kinase domain like pseudokinase (gene Mlkl). Gene Ontology annotation, molecular function: protein kinase activity; ATP binding. Lineage: Eukaryota; Metazoa; Chordata; Mammalia; Rodentia; Sciuridae. Gene Ontology annotation, biological process: protein phosphorylation; cell surface receptor signaling pathway. The transcript has 11 exons. The coding region runs from base 320 to 1753 and encodes 477 amino acids. The record is from RefSeq and is a predicted model, not a curated record.
GCCGUCCCACAGGCUGAUUGGAAGGACGCUGUCCCGGCGAGCGGUGGUGGCCGCGGUUUCACUUUAGGAGGGAACCGGAAAGCCUGUCGCCACCAGCCACUUGUGGAGUCCAGCACCACCAGCUGGAGCGCAGAGCGGGCCACACGCGGGAAGGAGGCGCAGAGAACUGGAGACGGGGUGGCGUCCGCACACUCCUCCCAGGGGGCAGAAGGCAGUCCUCGGAGAAGCGGGACGGAGGGAGGGAGGAGCGGCCUUUCUGAAAUAGUGCACCGGACAGGCUGGACGCACGCCCCUCGGAAGGACGAGGGCGAACCCAGGUAUGGAUAAAUUGGGGCAGAUCAUCUCCUUAGGCCAGCUCAUCUACAAACAGUGUGAAGAGAUGAAAUACUGCCAGAAACAGUGCCAGCGUCUAGGGAACCGUGUCCACAGCCUGCUGCAGCCUCUGAAGAUGCUCCAGGCCCAAGGAAAGAGGAAACUGGCCCCUGAGAUAAUGACUGCCCUGAACCAUUUCGAAGCUGCCCUGGAGGAAGCUAAAAGGCAGAUAGACAAGUUCAGCAGUAAAUCCAAUAUCUGGAAGUUCCUGAAGGCAGGUGAUAACAAGAUACUCUUCAAAGAAGUGAAUGAUAAGCUGAAAGAUGUCUGGCAGGAGCUCUCCCUUCAACUUCAGGUUGAUCAGCUUAUUUCAAGGGCCAACCAAAGAGCAUCCUGGGCACAGGAAAAUCAGCAGGAUGCAGAGGAAGACAGACAAGUCUUCCAAAGGAUUAGAAGGGAAAAUGAAAAUAUAGAAGCUUCGCUGAGGCGGUUGGAAAUCAACACAGAAGAAAUCAAGGAAACCUUAAGGCAGUUGCUGAUGAGUCUGAAUUCAUCAAAACCCAUGCAGGAGUUCCCACAGGAGCAAAUCAAGGAGAUUGAGAAGAAACAGCUUUCAGGAUCCCCUUGGAUCCUACUGAGGGAAAACGAAUUCAGUACACUCUAUAAAGGAAAGUAUCAUGAAUCUCCAGUGACCAUAAAAGUAUUCAACAAACCCCAGGCCAGAAGCAUUGGAAUGGUGAGGCAUACUUUCAAUAAUGAGAUCAGAACAAUGAAGAAAUUUGAUUCCCCCAACACCCUGCGUAUAUUUGGGAUUUGCAUUGAUGAAACAGUGAGUCCGCCUCAGUUCUCCAUCAUCACGGAGUACUGUGAACUGGGGACCCUGCGGGAGCUGUUGGAUAAGAAAAAGGACCUCUCCUUCGGUGUGCGCAUCUUCCUAGCCCUGGGGGCAGCCAAAGGCUUGUACAGUCUACACCAUUCGGAAGCACCUGAACUCCAUAGAAAUAUCAGCAGCUCGAGUUUCCUGGUAACAGAGGGCUACCAAGUGAAGCUUGCAGGAUUUGAACUGAGUAAAACACAAACUUCCAUCAGUCGGGAAACUACAGGGAAUAAAGCAGAGAGAGUCAAUUCUACAGCAUAUGUCUCACCUCAGGGACUAGAAAAUGUAUACCAUAAAUAUGACAUCAAAGCUGAAAUAUACAGCUUUGGAAUCGUCCUCUGGGAAAUUGCCACAGGGAAGAUCCCAUUUGAAGGCUACAAUUCUAAGAUGAUUCACCGGCAGGUGACUGUGGAUCGGCAGCAGGAGCCCCUGGGUGAAGACUGCCCCUCAGAGCUGCAGGAGAUCAUUGAUGAGUGCAGGGCCUAUGAGCCCUCCAGGCGGCCCUCUGUUGAAGGAAUCUUAGAGAAACUGUCUACCUUUACUGAAUUGGGUACAGAAACCUAAACCAAGGAGUUCCUGAACAAGAAGCUGGGAGAGGCAAAACUAGACAUCUCUCUCCUCAUACUCUUUGGCAUCAAGUUAUUUUGGGGUGGGCUGGGGAGAUAGCUCAGUCAGUAGAGUGCUUGCCUUGCAAGCACAAGGUCCUGGGUUCGAUCCCCAGCACUGCAAAAAAAAAAAAAAAAAAAGUUAUUUUGGGGUGCAAAGAGGCAGUACUUCUCUAUUACAAAUAGAAACUAUU